CAUCAGUGGAGGAGACCCAUUUGAUUUCUGUCAGAGGCUGUAUGACAAUCGGUCACUCAGGAUGACGCAUCAGUUCCCCACACUCUCUGAGGGGCAGAAGAGGGAGCUACAUGAGACAGCUCUACGCAUAGUUACCCCAGGGAAGGGCAUUCUGGCUGCAGAUGAGUCCGUGGGCAGCAUGGCUAAGCGGCUCGCCCAGGUGGGAGUGGAGAACACAGAGGAACACCGCAGACAGUUCCGGCAGAUUCUAUUCAGUGCAGAUGAUCGCAUCAAUGGCUGCAUUGGAGGGGUCAUCUUCUUCCAUGAGACACUGUACCAGCACUCUGAUAACGGCGUACCCUUUGUCAAACUGAUCAGGGACAGGGGCAUCCUGGUCGGCGUCAAGGUUGACAAGGGCGUCGUCCCCCUGGCAGGAACUUCUGGAGAAACCACCACACAGGGUCUAGAUGGAUUGUCAGAGCGCUGUGCUCAGUAUAAAAAGGAUGGAGCUGUCUUUGCAAAGUGGCGCUGUGUUCUCAAAAUCAGUGACACCAAUCCAUCUAAAUUGGCUAUCACAGAAAAUGCAAAUGUUAUUGCACGCUACUCCAGCAUCUGCCAGCAGCAUGGCAUUGUGCCCAUCAUAGAGCCGGAGAUUUUGCCUGAUGGAGAUCAUGACCUGAAACGCAGCCAGUACGUCACCGAGAAGGUCCUAACUGCGGUGUACAAGGCUAUGUCGGACCACCAUGUGUAUCUGGAGGGCACCCUCCUCAAACCCAACAUGGUUACUUCUGGACACAGUUGCCCCACCAAGUACAGCCCAGAGGAGGUCGCUAUGGCAACUGUCACCGCCUUGCGCCGUACUGUCCCCCCAGCAGUCACAGGGGUGGCUUUUCUCUCAGGGGGUCAGAGUGAAGAGGAGGCCUCUGUCCACCUCAAUGCCAUCAACAACUGCCCCCUGGCCAAACCCUGGAUCCUAACGUUCUCCUUCGGCCGAGCCCUGCAGGCGUCUGCGCUCAGAGCCUGGAGAGGACAUAAAGAGAAUGAGAAAGUCGCCACUGAGCAGUUCAUCAAGAGAGCAGAGGUGAACAGUCUGGCAUGUCAGGGGAAGUACACUGGUGGCGAUAACUAUGGUGAGGCUGGCUCGCGCAGCUAUGGUUCCUGUCAUGCAUACUGAGCAGUUUAAGAAGCCAUGUUUAAAUUAGCAUUGAGUUUUCUUUACAUUACCAUGACAAGGAGGAAUUUGAAUGUAGAUAAUUAGGUUAUUUUUAGAAAUCUGAUACUCAUGACGAUGUUACAUGAAAACAAGUGACAGCGUGUUUUCUUGCCUUGACAAAUGAGGACAAUCCGAACCUGGCCUUAGGUAUUCAUAAUGCAUGCAUUGAAUGGAAAUUGCUUGCUUUUGUUUGAAAGUACAGUGUGCUCUUGUGACAGUGAC
Messenger RNA from Plectropomus leopardus (leopard coralgrouper), 1414 nucleotides. RefSeq names its product aldolase, fructose-bisphosphate C, a (gene aldoca). Gene Ontology annotation, molecular function: fructose-bisphosphate aldolase activity. Gene Ontology annotation, biological process: glycolytic process. NCBI's taxonomy places the organism in Eukaryota, Metazoa, Chordata, Actinopteri, Perciformes, Serranidae. The record is from RefSeq and is a predicted model, not a curated record.